GAAGAGCGGUAUGAACAUGGCAGCUUCUAUCGAGUUUAGAGUGCCUCAAAACAAUCCAAUAAGAGCGAACCUGCAAGCAAAGAAAAAGCUGCCGCAGAAAACGCGAUCGAAGGGACAACUUGAACAUCGAUCUUCUGCAAUCUUGCCAUUUUCGGCUUGGGUAGAACCGCAUCGUGGACCAACUCAUGGAAGCUCACUUGGAGCCCGUGAAGAAGAACUCCGACUCAGAAAAGUUAUACAAGAAAAAGAAGAAAGGCUCAAAGAAUUCCAACAGGUGGUAAAAGCGAGAGUCAGAAAUAUUGAGCAUAUGAAACGAGAGGAGCAACAUGGCAUGUCGAUGGAGGCUUUUGAAGUGGAGCGCAAUGUUGUGCGCCAAAGUUCCUUACCAAGUACUAUCAGACGGGACAAUUGUGUUUAUCGCGACCAAUCUGAGCUCAAAAUCCAAAGGAGCGUGACUCGAGAUUUCACAGCAGUAGAUACUGCAAGUCAGCUAUUGGAUGAACAUGCGAAAAAGAUCAGAAAUUGCUCGAAACAUGCGAGGAAGGUUCUCAGUUCCAAAAGUCUUGGAGCAGAAGUUGAGCACUAUAGUAAACUCCUUCCUGGAGGCUUGUGGCGGACGUCUCCAACUAAAGAUCAUGGUUUAUCCAGGCAGCCAGUUUCUAACUCAGAACAACAAAUUCUCAGUAGUGAUUCAUUAAAAGAAAUCGGUGAUUAUUGGAUAGGAGAAAAUGCCAUACAAGAUCAAAGUUUGGACAAUGAUCACUUCAUUCCAGAGAAAGGUCUGCCGGUAAGUGGAGACCAGGCAUCACCUGAGAAACAUGUUCACUUUGAACAUGGCGAGAAUGCAGAGAUUGAAAACCAGGACUGGAAAAGCCAGCUUCAAAAGAUUGAUGAUGCAUCGGUCAAGAAAAAAGACAAUUAUGUUGAAAUGCUCUUACAGCCCUCUAGGCUUUUGGAGGAAAAGAGGGCACAUGCAAAAUCUCAAGUUGCUGUGUACAGGAGGCUGUUUAUGGACAUUGAAAGGGAGCAAGUGAGGGAAAACAUUCGAAUGAGGGAGCAUCGUAAAAGAAUGGAAGCUCUGAAAGUUGAAAAAGAAGUUGAACGCCUUGAGGUAGAGCAACAGGAGGUUGACAAGCUAAAAAUGCAAAGAGUCAGAAAAGAAGAGGAGUCUUUUCUCAAAGCUCAAAAGGAAAAGAAAAAGGAAAUGGAUUUGGUUAGGAGACAAAAAAAACUUCAAAAAGAGAGGGAAACAGAGAGAUACAUUGAAGCUUUACAGGCUGUUUUAAGAGACAAGGCCCAAAGCAGGAACAUUGUUCUUCCCCCCUUGUGUUCCUGCGGGCUAACAAUCUGGGACACGAACCCUGAUACUUGUGCUAACAACUGUGUUUUUUAUAAAAACCCGAAAGCUUAUGCUAAAGCUUUGUCCACAGUACUGGCAUCCUCAAACCUUGAUUGAUUAUAACAAAGCACUCACAGAAAUACUGUUAUAGGCCUUCAUUACUCUGACAUCUGUAGAAGAUCAAGAAGUCAGGGUUUUCAUUAUGAAAAAAAGAAGUAAGAGAAUACUGUAAAACAACUGGUGAAUGUUCUUCCUUGCUAAAUGAGGAGGAGCUUAUGCAAUUAAAAUUUACCCAGAUAAUUUUGUGCAGCAGAUGGACAAUUUUCCAAUCUUUAACACCCAAUGAACAGCCAGUCAAUGAGCAGUGAUAUAAAACUAGAAAUCAUCACCGGUUUAUAUUUAAUUACCAAAAACUUCAGGUGCAGAAUGAUGUUGUCUGUGAGAGCAAAAAACUUUUUCAGCAAACUGAAAAAGGUGUCUGCUCUCAAGAGUAGAAAAAGAUGCAACAGCAAUCAAGUCUAAUUUCUACAUUAUAUACAAGUAGACAAAUGAUCAUCAACAUCUCCACUCAAUUUUUCUAAUCCAGGUAAAGGUAAAAUUCUUAUACGUAGCUUCGCACACCUUUCACCAACUUGCUUUGAUUGCUGGCCUGAUCUAUCAGGCAAAGCUGCUUGUCUACCUGAGCCAGAGAAAGCCUGCUUGUAAGCUAUCUUAUACAUUCUCUUUGUCAACCAAUCUCUAUCUUUUAACCAUAUUUGUGGGUAAAAAUGAAAUAUAAUGAGCUUACCCAG
Messenger RNA from Pocillopora damicornis (cauliflower coral), 2130 nucleotides. RefSeq lists its product as uncharacterized. The record is from RefSeq and is a predicted model, not a curated record. Lineage: Eukaryota; Metazoa; Cnidaria; Anthozoa; Scleractinia; Pocilloporidae. Gene Ontology annotation, cellular component: centrosome.